AUGAUGUCCCGUGGAUCUCUUAGAACGGCGCAGGCCCUCCGCGCUGCCGCCACCCAGCAGCCUCUCGCCGCCCGAGGCUUCGCGACCGUCCAGUCCGACAUCUUCAAGCCCUCCAAGUUCGGCAGCAAGUACACCGUCACCCUCAUCCCCGGUGACGGUAUUGGUGGCGAGGUCUCCGAGUCGGUCAAGACCAUCUUCAAGGCCGACAAUGCCCCCAUUGAGUGGGAGCAGGUCGCCGUCUCCGGUAUCCAGGAUGCCAGCAACGCCCAGGCUGCUUUCCGCGAGAGCGUCGCCUCCCUCAAGCGCAACAAGCUCGGCCUCAAGGGUAUCCUCCACACCCCCAUCGAGCGCUCCGGCCACCAGAGCUUCAACGUCGCCUUGCGCCAGGAGCUCGACAUCUACGCCAGCAUCUCCCUGAUCAAGAACAUCCCCGGCUACCAGACCCGCCACAAGGACGUCGACCUGUGCAUCAUCCGUGAGAACACCGAGGGUGAGUACUCUGGUCUCGAGCACCAGAGCGUCCCCGGCGUCGUCGAGUCUCUCAAGAUCAUCACCCGUGCCAAGUCUGAGCGCAUUGCCAAGUUCGCCUUCGCCUUCGCUCUCGCCAACAACCGCAGCAAGGUCACUUGCAUCCACAAGGCCAACAUCAUGAAGCUGGCCGAUGGUCUCUUCCGCAACACCUUCCACGCUGUUGCCAAGGACUACCCCACCCUCGAGGUCAACGACAUGAUUGUCGACAACGCCAGUAUGCAGGCUGUCUCCAAGCCCCAGCAGUUCGACGUCAUGGUCAUGCCUAACCUGUACGGUGGUAUCCUGUCCAACAUUGGUGCUGCCCUUGUUGGUGGACCCGGUAUCGUCCCCGGCUGCAACAUGGGUCGCGAGGUCGCCGUUUUCGAGCCCGGCUGCCGUCACGUCGGUCUCGACAUCCAGGGCAAGGAUCAGGCCAACCCCACUGCUCUUCUCCUCAGCGGAACCAUGCUCCUCCGCCACCUUGGUCUUGACGACCAUGCUAACCGCAUCUCCAAGGCCACCUACGCCGUCAUCGCCGAGGGCAAGGUCCGCACCCCCGACAUGGGCGGCCAGUCCACCACCCACGAGUUCACCCGCGCCAUCCUCGACAAGUUGGAGACUCUGUAA
Messenger RNA from Clonostachys rhizophaga, 1137 nucleotides. The record is from the annotation of a GenBank genome assembly. Lineage: Eukaryota; Fungi; Ascomycota; Sordariomycetes; Hypocreales; Bionectriaceae.